Helianthus annuus (common sunflower) is the source of this 2007-nucleotide messenger RNA. RefSeq lists its product as uncharacterized. The record is from RefSeq and is a predicted model, not a curated record. The transcript is spliced from 13 exons. Gene Ontology annotation, biological process: DNA repair; DNA recombination; DNA replication. NCBI's taxonomy places the organism in Eukaryota, Viridiplantae, Streptophyta, Magnoliopsida, Asterales, Asteraceae. The coding region runs from base 1 to 1992 and encodes 663 amino acids. Gene Ontology annotation, cellular component: nucleus. Gene Ontology annotation, molecular function: DNA binding.
AUGUAUUAUACAUAUCAGAAUGUAAUUCAUUUUUUAUAUAUUAAUUUGCAGAUUGAGGUUGCACCUAUAGAUGUUGAUAAUGAAGUUGAAGAACAAAUACAUGGUGGUGUUACUCGGUUUGUUCGUACGGCUGGUGAAGAUUAUUUUAGAAUUCCUGAUCAUGUUUCACGCAUGGCUAAGCUUCAUGAAGGGUUAAAAGAUUUGACCAUAAAAUUUUUGCAUCUGGACCCGCCACUGCAGAUUACUAACGGUACCAGACGUGAAAGAAGAACCAAUGGUCGUGGUUAUCGAUACACUUUAACCUCUUGGAAGAAGUUCAUGAAAGCCGCUCAAAUUAAGUUCAAUGCUGAGUUUAAAACUGCUAAAGUUGUAGAAUGUUCCAUAGUUUCAAAUUCAAUUAAAGAAAUGGAAGAAGGUGCAAUCACAUUGUUGAAUAAUUUGGACCUCAAUGUUGAUAACUAUACCAUAAGAAUACGCAUUGUUCGUUUGUGGACAAGAGCUGAUUUCAAUAACGCUAGAAAAGUGUAUUGUUAUGAUAUGAUAGUCAUGGACAGUGAGGGAACAAAAAUGCAAGCUUUUGUCUUGGCUAAAAACGCAUCUGGAUAUCAACAUCUUUUGGAAGAAAAGCGUUGUUUGACGAUUAGAAAUCCUUCAUUGGGUGAGAAUCGUCAGAAGGUCAAGUACGCUAAAGGUGGUUUGAAGAUUAACCUUAAUAACAACACCGUUGUUGAGGAAUGCCACGAGGCUAUUGGUUCUGAAUGGGGUUUUGAUUUUACUCCGUUUGAUUCAGUUGUGGAGGAUCCAACAGUUGACAACAAGUUUUUAAAAGUCCAAUUGAUCUUUGUGACACUUUGGGACGGUUAUGCGGAUCAAAUAAUGGAGUAUGAGAGCAGCAAUCAAGGUGAAAAAAAUGUCGUCGUAAUCAUUCAGUUUGGGAAAUACAAAUUCUGGGGAGGGCAUUUGUCUGUUUCAAAUUUGUAUACUGUCACCCGAGUCUUAAUUAACAGUGAUAUUGAUGAGGUUGCUGAGUUUAAACAAAGAUUUAUCGAGAAACUUUCUCCCGAAAUGUCUUCCAGCUAUUCUGGCCUAAGUUCUUCUGUUGUGAAGUCUGCCACUAAAGAGUUCCUUUCUGACCUCACUUUUUUUCCCAUUGGGUCGUUAAGCUCAAUAGAUACGACGAGGUUUGUUGUCAUUGUUGGCACUAUCAAGAGUUUUGCAUCGAACAAUGAGUGGUUUUACAACGCGUGCACAAACUGCAACAAAAAGGUUUCAACCGUUACUGUUGUUAAAGAAAAGCAUGAUGGUACUGAUGGUUUUGAAGAGGUUACUGUCUUGGAAUGCAAGACUGAUAUUUGUAAUACAAGGACCGUUUCAUCAAUUCCACGAAUUAGGCUUUAUAUACGUGUCCAAGAUUGCACUGGUAUUGUGAGUCUAACAUUGUUUGAGCGUGAGGUGACAAAGCUUUUGAAGGUUAAUGCUAAUCAGCUUUUAGACAACAACAUUGAAUUAGCAAACGAAGGAAGCUUUCCAAAGGAGCUAAAUUCAUUACUCAAUAUGAAGUUUGCCUUCAAGAUUGCUGUUUCUUCUUUUAACAUCACCAAGAAGUCUGAUGGAUACUCAGUCUCCAAGAUGACUGAUAACCCGGUUGUUUUGUCCGAGCUUGAUAAACAUUUUGACACUAUUCAGCCUAUUGAUGAGGAAGCCGUCAAUGUCGAACCAUCCGAUUCAAAUCGUAAUGAUGAUUUGCCUGUUAAGGAUUCUAUAUCCCAAACGGGAGACGAUGUAACCCCUUGCUCAAAUGUGUUUAAAGUUGGCUUUACAACAUCGUUUGAUCAGAAGGAUGCUGACUUUGAUACGAGCAGCGAGCGUGACUUGAAGCGCAAUUUGGAUACCGUGUAUGACGUGGAUGAUGUAUCUUCGCAGUCUUCGUCGAAGUCGCGUAAAGAUGGUGGUGUGGAUGCAGUUCUUCUAAUUCCAAAGAAAGAAAAGUAGUCACCUAUAAUUCGA